GUGGCUAUAAAGCAGCAGCAGAGAGGAACAGAAAUACAACAGGAGUCAUGUGGAGCCGAGGCGUCCUGCAGACAAUCAGACGAGCGUCCACCAACAGACAGGCGGGAGUCCUCUUCGAUGUGGACGGCGUCCUCCUCCGUGGACGUUCUGUCCUUCCAGGAGCUCGUCGAGCUCUCAGAAAACUUCUGGAUCAAAACAACAACUUCCUGUUUCCUGUUGUCUUUGUCACCAAUGCAGGAAGCUGUCAGAGACAGGACAAGGCGGAGCAGCUGUCCAAUCUGCUGGACGUCCAGAUUGCCCCUGAGCAGGUGGUUCUUUCCCACAGUCCUUUGCAAAUGAUGAAGAGUUUCCAUGACAGGUGUGUCCUGGUGUGUGGACAGGGACCAACAACCAGCAUCGCAACACAUACUUUGGGUUUCCAGAAGGUGCUGAGCAUUGAGCAGCUCGCACAACAGCACCCCCUACUGGACAUGGUCGACCACCAGAGGAAGCCCACACCACCUUCAUCACCUGCACAGAGUCUGCCCCAGAUACAAGCAAUCAUCCUGUUUGGGGAGCCAAUCAAAUGGGAGACCAACCUGCAGCUGCUGAUUGACGUGCUUCUGACCAAUGGUAGACCUGGCAACGUGCACGACACCCAGCUGUUGAACCAGCUCCCCAUUCUCGCCUGCAACAUGGACCUGCUGUGGAUGGCCGAGGCGCCUUCACCACGGUUUGGUCAUGGGAUGUUCCUGUUGUGUCUGGAGUCGGUCUACAGGAAACUGACGGGCCAAGAGCUGCGCUAUGAGGCUCUGCUGGGUAAACCCAGUCUGCUCACCUAUCAGUACGCCGAGCAGCUGCUACGACUGCAGAACCACAACCGCAAACUGACCACCGUCUACGCUGUCGGUGACAACCUGCUGACGGACAUCUAUGGUGCUAACCUGUACAAUCGUUACCUGGCCCAGCAGCACAUUGCCAUGACAACCGCUGCCAAGCUGGUUGCCCAGGGAACAGGGAGUCAGGUGACGACGGCAGAGGAGGAGGUGGUGUGUGCUGCUCAGUGUCGCUCUAUUCUGGUGUGCACAGGUGUCUAUGACCCUCGCUCCCUGUUGCCUGGCGACCAAAACAGUGGUGUCUCAGAGACGGUGUUUCAUGGUCACAGAGACCUGGCGCUGGAGCCGGACCUGGUGGAGCCGAGUCACGUGGUGAAGGACGUGGAGGCGGCGGUGGACCUGCUGCUGCAGCAGGAGAGCAGCGUGACCUCCGACCUCUGACCUCAGGACAACAUGAUGAAAGAAACUUAGAAACAGAAGAAGUCACAGCUCUCUAAUCAACCUGACUGACCGCUGAAGACGUUAGAUGAACAUGAACUGCUCUGUGAUUUAUGUUGGGAACACAAAUAAUAAUAAUCAGCUUCAUCUGAUAGUUCACACCACAGUUACAAACACGAUUCAUUCAGUAUCACACACACAGCGCCAUCCAGUGAUGGAUGCUGAAACUGCAAACCAGCUAAAAUGAUUAAAAUGAAGAAUGACAGGGUUAGAGAUCCGCAAGGAAACACGAUGAAUUGGACAAAUCUUACUCAUUAAACUGUUGCAGAUUGUUAUGCAAAUUACUUUGUCUGUUGUUUUUGUUUUUAACCAAUUAUUCACCCUUGGCAUGUUUUUAGCAGAUUUUAUGUGUUUUCUUGAUUAUUUGUGUUUUUGUAUUUCAGCUUCUGUUUACCCCGAUUUCAGAUGUUUUAAGCAUAUUUUAUACCAUUUUAACAGAUUUAAGGUAUUUUUUAACGUAUCUUGUGUUUUUAUUAGCAGAAAUAGUGUAUGUACAAAUAUAGUUCAUAAAUGUUUAACAGAUUUUGUAUAUUUUUUAACAUACUGCUGGUGUUUUCCAGAUUAUUUGCCUGUUUGGACUUCAGCCUCUUGACAUGUUUUUCAGACAUGAUUUAUUUUUACCACAAUAAAUGAAUUUUUUAAAAACA
This is a messenger RNA of Amphiprion ocellaris (clown anemonefish), 1960 nucleotides long. RefSeq lists its product as uncharacterized. Bases 48 to 1256 code for a protein of 402 amino acids. Gene Ontology annotation, cellular component: mitochondrion. Lineage: Eukaryota; Metazoa; Chordata; Actinopteri; Pomacentridae. The record is from RefSeq and is a predicted model, not a curated record. The transcript has 10 exons. Gene Ontology annotation, biological process: glycerophospholipid biosynthetic process.